AUCGUUCGGCACUGUCAUCCGAAGUAAGCUCCAGUAGCUGAACGCAAGUGCGCAUGAAUUUUAUUUUGGUCUGCUGUUUACAAAUCUGGAGGGAGGGGCUGUUCGUAUGUCAGGCUGACCGUGCAGAUUACAAUGCUUAAAUAUUGGUGUUCCGUGUGGAAGUGAACGAGUCCGAACAAGAACGAUGAGCCGCGUGAGAAGUUGUAAACUCUUGGUGGUGGGUGCAGGAUCAGCGGGCUGUGCAACAGCUGCCAUGUUUGGCAGAUUACUGCCAAAACAUAGUGUUGUACUGCUUGAUGCUGCCAAAGAGCAUUAUUACCAACCCAUGUUCACUCUCAUUGGAGGCGGCCUGAAAAAUUUCAAGCAGUGUGUAAGACCUAUGAAUGAAGCAGUUCCUAAAAAUGUAACAUGGGCUCAAGACAGUGUUGAGUCAUUUCAUCCUGACAAAGAUUGUGUGCGUACUGCACAAGGAGAUGAAAUAUCUUAUGAUUUCAUGGUGGUAGCAGUUGGCAUAAGGCCAAAUUAUGACAAGAUUGAAGGACUGAAAGAUGCACUUGACUGCAAGGGAAGUGGGGUGUGCACUAUUUAUUCUCCUGUGUAUGUGCAAAAGACCUUUGAAGAAUUAAAGGUAUUCAAAGGAGGUAAUAUGAUUUUUACUCAGCCAUCAACACCAAUUAAAUGUGCAGGUGCACCACAGAAAAUAAUGCAUCUUGCAGAAGAACACUUGCGAAAGUGCAACAUUAAAGACAAAGCAGAAAUCAGCUUUAUAACUGGCCUUCCAGUCUUAUUUUCAGUUAAAAAAUAUGAGGAGGCAUUGAAAGACCUUGCCAGUCAAAAGUCUAUACACACAGUAUUUGAGAAAGAUGUUAAGUCAAUAAAUCUUGGCACUAAGGAAGUUACUGUGCAAAGUACAAAAAACACUGAAGAAAUAUCAAAAUAUAAGUUUGACUUCUUGCAUGUGGUACCACCACACCAGACACCAUAUGCUUUAAGAGGAAACAAAGAGUUAGCUGAUUCUGAUGGUUAUUUGACUGUUAACAAAUACACUCUUCAGCAUAACGUCUUCAAAAAUGUAUUUGGAAUAGGUGACUGUGCUAAUCUUCCUACAUCAAAGACAGCUGCAGCUAUUGCUGCACAGACAGGAGUGUUGUAUAAAAACUUGAAACAAGUUAUGGAAGGAAAUAAAUCAAAAUUAGCGGAGUAUGAUGGGUAUACAUCAUGUCCUCUUGUUACUGGCCAAAGAAAAUGUAUCCUGGCAGAAUUUGAUUAUGAUCGCAAUCCGUUGGAGACCUUUCCAGUUGACCAAGGAAAAGAAAGGAUGUUGUUCUACUGGAUGAAAGCGCAUGUGUUGCCUCCUGUUUAUUGGAGCAUGAUGCUGAGGGGUUAUUGGCAUGGACCAGCAUUACUGAGAAAGAUUCUGCACUUGGGCUGAAAGGUUAUUUACAAAGUCUCCCUUGAUUUUUUAAUGGUGGUGAAAUGAAACCUACUUACGUAUAACUUAACAAGUGUUUCUAAGCAUGUAAAUAGUGUACAUAAACAAAUGAGAAAUAUUUUAAAUAUGGAGAAAUAAAAUAAAUUUAUAUUAUUCA
Messenger RNA from Schistocerca serialis cubense, 1589 nucleotides. RefSeq names its product sulfide:quinone oxidoreductase, mitochondrial (gene Sqor). NCBI's taxonomy places the organism in Eukaryota, Metazoa, Arthropoda, Insecta, Orthoptera, Acrididae. Gene Ontology annotation, cellular component: mitochondrion. Gene Ontology annotation, molecular function: FAD binding; sulfide:quinone oxidoreductase activity. The record is from RefSeq and is a predicted model, not a curated record. The transcript has 8 exons. Bases 185 to 1432 code for a protein of 415 amino acids.